UUUAUUUAUAACUUAUAACCACAGAACAUCGCCCAGGGGGAUAUUUUGUGUUGUGGUGGGUGAUUUUAUAUGGGAGGAGAAUAACAGUGGGAUUCACCCACAGACUACAUACUAUUGGAUGAAUUCACCUCGACAGCUCCAAAAUGCCCAUCAGUAGAAAGAACGUGAAAUCCUGCAUAGUUCAGCGGAUACCCAUUCUACAGUGGGGCCCAAAAUAUACCAGCCGAAAAUUGCUAAGCGACUGUAUAGCAGGGUUUACAGUUGGUCUCACUGUGAUUCCUCAGGCUUUGGCCUACGCCACUUUAGGGGGUUUGGAACCGCAGUAUGGACUGUAUUCGGCUUUCAUCGGGUGCUUUGUUUAUGCAAUAUUUGGUAGCAUAAAGGACAUAACUAUAGGGCCGACCGCUCUUAUGGCCCUGAUGACCUACCAGCAAGUUGUGGGAAGGAAUACGGACUAUGCCAUCUUACUAUGUUUCUUGUGUGGAGUUGUACAAAUGAUUAUGUCGAUCUUGCAUUUAGGUGUCCUGGUGGAUUUUAUAUCCAUACCAGUAACGGUGGGAUUCACCUCAGCUACCUCAGUGAUCAUUGCCAGCUCUCAGCUGGGCAGUUUGUUCGGCCUGAAAAUCUCCUCGAACGGAUUUUUCGAUGCAGUGACUAAACUUAUCCAAAACAUCAAGUUUACCAGGCUAACUGACCUGGCGCUGAGCGUCGGCUGUAUCAUCGCGCUGUUGCUGUUGAGAAAAUUGAAAGACGUGAAAUUGCACCAGAAGGGCGCAAAACCCACAAAGUUCCAACAGCCAAUAAACUACACCCUUUGGCUGGUUUCCACGUCUCGAAAUGCUAUAGUUGUUAUAAUCUGUAGCACAGUGGCAUACUUGUACGAAACCCAUGGUACAGGGGCGCCGUUUAAGCUGACGGGGCGAGUAAAGUCGGGAUUUCCGGAAUUCAAGUUGCCACCGUUUACCACUGUGAUCCAGAACAGUACCAGGAACUUUCCUGAUAUGCUGAGCGAUCUUGGCAGCUCUGUGAUUUUAGUGCCCGUGAUUGGUGUGCUGGGCAACGUGGCCAUAGCCAAGGCGUUUGCUGGAGGCGAAACCAUCGAUGCCACUCAGGAGUUACUCACUUUGUCAUUGUGCAAUAUUUUUGGAUCGUUUUUCUCAUCCAUGCCCAUUACCGGGUCUUUUUCCAGAUCGGCGGUUAAUCAUGCUAGCGGCGUGCAAACAUCUUUAGGAGGCGUCGUAACAGGAAUAAUGGUUUUGUUGGCAUUGAGCUUUCUAACUCGCUACUUUGCGUACAUUCCAAAGGCUUCGUUAGGAGCCGUGAUCGUGUGCGCUGUGGCAUUUAUGAUCGAAUACGAAGUCGUAAAACCUAUGUGGAAAUCCAGUAAAAAGGAUUUGGUCUCAGCUCUGGCCACGUUCGUAUUCUGCUUAGUUAUUGGAGUGGAAUACGGAAUUUUGGUUGGUGUGACCAUAAACAUUAUGUUUCUACUGUAUCCAUCGGCUAGACCUGGUAUACGUAUCGAGAAAUGCGCUACUGCAAAUGGGCACGAAUACAUACUGAUCACUCCUGACAAUGCGUUGUACUUCCCGGCAGUGGAUUUCAUAAAAACCAGUAUUGCCACUGCUGGACUUACGUCCAAGAAUCUGCCGCUUGUUAUCGAUUGCCAGUUCAUAUUAGGUGCAGACUUUACUGCAGCCAAAGGCAUUUCCACACUGGUGAAGGAAUUUGCAGCCCGAAAACAACCACUGUACUUUGUAAAUGCCCGUUUGGACGUCGUCACGGUCUUUCAAGGUGUGAUCUCCGAGGAUUUUGUACACUUCAGCAGCAAAACAAACAUGGAACAGGCAAUAGAAGAGAACCACAAUAGACCAGACGAUGAAGAAAACCUGUUGGCAGUCUUUUUGGAUAACUCCUCCCAAAAAACUUCAAGUCAAGCUAAAGCUGGAGUCUUGCAUAAGAGAAACUCUAUGAAUGCCUCAAACAUUCCACUAAUUUGAAAGUAAAUCAGUAGGGAGUACAAAAAAAUAGUGAUGGCAUGAAAAUGAUUAAGCUCUCUCAUACCGACAAUUUACACACCAUGUUCUAUUGCAUGGGUAAAGGGUGUAAUAAAACAUACCUUUUAAACAA
Molecule: messenger RNA, 2127 nt
Organism: Dendroctonus ponderosae (mountain pine beetle)
Lineage: Eukaryota; Metazoa; Arthropoda; Insecta; Coleoptera; Curculionidae
Product: sodium-independent sulfate anion transporter
Exons: 10
Coding region: 144-1997 (617 amino acids)
Biological process (GO): transmembrane transport
Cellular component (GO): membrane
Molecular function (GO): sulfate transmembrane transporter activity
Source: RefSeq, a predicted model, not a curated record